AUGAUGGAAUCGUUGGGCUACAAGAGUGUGCUGGACAAGUUGACACCGCAAACGGUUAUUGAAGAGGUCAUCUCAACCUCAACACCACGCAUAGUGAUUAACGACACGGACGAGUCCGCUAGAGAGUCACCGCUGUACGUCAAUGGUUACAGAGAGGAGAGCGAGGAUGCGGUUGUUAACAGGCAGGAAUUGGAUGGCAGAUUUUUUGAAGGGUUGAAAGUGCUGGAGAACGAGGAUCACUUGCUCAACAUCAGUGAUGCCGCAUAUUGGAGAGCGUCAUCGCACAAGGCAGCGAAUCCGAUCACCAAUGUGCUGGAUAACGACCCAGAGUUGUUCUGGCAGAGUGAUGGUGGUCAGCCGCAUGUAAUCGAUGUGUAUUUCCAUCGCCAAAUGGACAUUGCGUUGAUCGCUAUAUACUUAUCGCUGCUGACUGACGAAUCCUACACGCCCAAAGUCGUGAAAGUGUACGCUGGGGACAGUCCCUCCGAUGCUACACUGUAUAAAAUUAUAGAGGUGGAGAAACUGAACGGGUGGCUGGCGUUGACCUUUGAGGACAACAGACCGGCGGAUUCGUUGCUCAAGUGCAGGUUUCUACGAUUCACGUUCCCUGUCAAUCACGAGAACGGGAAGGACACCCAUCUACGUGGAAUCCGUGUUUUCUCGAGGUCUGGUGGUGGGAGGGGCGCUCCAAGAGGUCUCAUCACUGGGACGCAAGAAGAACUCAUCGAUACUACCGGUGGAACGCUAUUCAACGGAUACUAUUCGAUCCGGUGA
Molecule: messenger RNA, 774 nt
Organism: Huiozyma naganishii CBS 8797
Lineage: Eukaryota; Fungi; Ascomycota; Saccharomycetes; Saccharomycetales; Saccharomycetaceae
Gene: DOC1
Product: anaphase promoting complex subunit DOC1
Exons: 1
Coding region: 1-774 (257 amino acids)
Biological process (GO): anaphase-promoting complex-dependent catabolic process; protein K11-linked ubiquitination
Cellular component (GO): anaphase-promoting complex
Source: RefSeq, a predicted model, not a curated record